GAAGAUCUUUAACAUUUUGACGUUUAUCCAAUCGGAAUAGCUAGACGUAUGGCCACUAUAGACGGAUAGAGGAUUCUCUGGAGUGUUGAAGUCUGGUUUUCGCUCCAAAUCAUGGAAGAAAGCGGGUGUGCACGGCGACACCGACGGAAGGCUUUGGUCUUUGUCGUCGGCUUGGCUUUCAUUUUGAACGGCGCAUCGGCGCAGAUAAAAUAUUCCAUUUCCGAGGAGCUCAACGAAGGGACUGUUGUCGGUAAUAUAGCCAAGGAUCUGGGAAUUGAUCUAAAUAUUCUCAAAGAGAGAGGGUUUCGUAUCGUGUCUGGCUCAGCCCAGCCCUUAUUCCUGAUAAACCAGAGCGAUGGAGUGCUUUAUCUGAACCGGAAAAUAGACAGAGAAGAGGUAUGUGGACGGAUGAGCGUCUGCCAUAUCAACCUCAAAACCGUGUUGGAGAAUCCACUGGAGAUCCACUACGUUGGAGUGGAGGUACUGGAUGUCAAUGACCACUCUCCCACCUUCCCGGAGGGAGAGAGGAAACUGGAGAUAUCGGAGUCCGCAUUGCCUGGUGCGCGGUUUCAGUUGCAGGCCGCCCGCGAUGCGGACAGUGGCGCAAAUGCUGUUCAGCAGUAUAAACUCAGCCCCAGCGAUCACUUCCGCUUGGAAGUCAAAGACAGAGGCAAAGAUGGUAAAGUGCCAAUUUUAUAUUUACAAAAACAAUUAGACAGAGAAACUAAUAGUAACCACAAACUGCUACUGACAGCGAUAGACGGAGGAAAGCCUCCGAUGUCCGGAACAGUAAAUAUACCCAUCGAUGUUUUGGAUAUAAAUGACAACAUGCCUGUUUUCAGUAAGGAGGUAUAUUCUGUCACGUUAAGUGAAAACUCCCCCGUUGGCACGAAGAUCAUCCAAGUUAAUGCGUCAGAUACGGAUGAAGGUGUGAAUGGAGAAGUCAUUUAUUCAUUUGGUAAUAACGCAAACAUUAAAGUGCGGGAACUGUUUGAUAUAGACACGAAUACUGGUGAAAUUACUGUGGCAGGGCUGAUCGAUUAUGAGACGGAGGAAAGCUAUGAGAUUGAUAUCCAGGCAUCUGAUAAGGGGUCAGUUCCUCUGACAGCAGAGAAAAGUAUUACCAUCAAAAUUGUAGACUUAAAUGACAACGCACCAGAGAUUGAGGUUUCGUCACUAUCAAGCGCAAUUUCAGAAGAUUCUAGACCCGGGACAACGGUGGCGCUUAUUAGCAUUACUGACUUGGACUCUGGACUCAAUGGAAAAGUUAUUGGAUAUUUGAGCGCUGACACGCCGUUUACUUUGACACCGUCGAUACAAGAUAACAUGUAUGCUGUCGUCACAAAGUCCCAGCUGGACAGAGAAAAGCAAUCGUAUUAUGACGUCACAAUAAUUGCUAAAGAUGCUGGUGAGCCAGCCAUGUCAUCAAUGAAGACAAUAAGCGUUGUCGUAUCGGAUGUAAACGAUAAUAGGCCAGAGUUUUCAUUGAGCCCCUAUACGUUUUAUGUUACGGAGAACAACGCUCAAGGGACCUCACUUUUUUCAGUCCAAGCACUUGAUCGUGAUGAGGGAACCAAUGCUGAUGUUUCGUAUCAUAUUUUUAGAGAUGGCGGGGAAGAUAAUAAAAUAACUUCAUACCUGAACAUCAACGUGGAAAAUGGUGAUAUAUUGCCACUCAAAAAUUUCGACUCCGAAACUUUGAAGACUUUCCAGUUCCACGUGGUUGCCACAGACUCCGGAAGUCCCCCGUUGCGCAGCAACGUGACAGUGAACGUGUUCAUCCUGGAUCAGAACGACAACGCUCCAGUCAUCUUGUAUCCAGUCAGCGCUAACGGUUCUGCUGAAGGUGUGCAGGAGAUUCCCCGCAAUGUGAACGCAGGUCAUCUGGUGACUAAAGUGAGAGCGUAUGACGCUGAUAUAGGAUAUAACGGCUGGUUGUUAUUUUCACUGCAGGAAGUCACUGACCACAGUCUGUUUGGUUUGGACCGCUACACAGGACAGAUACGAACACUUCGCUCAUUCACAGAGACAGACGAGGCUGAACAUAAACUGGUCAUACUGGUGAAAGACAAUGGGAACGUGUCACUCUCAGCAACAGCUACUGUGGUUGUCAAGGUCGUGGAGCCCAAAGAGGCUUUUGCUGCUUCUGAUGUUAAAAGUGCAGCAAAAGAUGAAGACGAGGACAAUGUGACACUUUAUUUGAUGAUAACUUUGGGCUCAGUUUCAGCACUUUUCCUCAUCAGCAUCAUCGUAUUGAUUGUAAUGCAGUGCUCCAAACCUGCAGACUAUUCCUCCAAGUAUUUACAAGACCCCAAUUAUGACGGGACUCUGUGUCACAGCAUCCAGUACAGAUCUGGAGACAGACGGUACAUGUUAGUUGGACCCAGAAUGAGUAUAGGAUCUACUAUAGUCCCAGGAAGCAAUGGGAAUACUCUAGUGGUCCCAGACAGGAGGCGAACAUCGGGAGAGGUAAGAUGA
Molecule: messenger RNA, 2478 nt
Organism: Lampris incognitus (smalleye Pacific opah)
Lineage: Eukaryota; Metazoa; Chordata; Actinopteri; Lampriformes; Lampridae
Product: protocadherin alpha-3-like
Exons: 1
Coding region: 112-2478 (788 amino acids)
Biological process (GO): homophilic cell-cell adhesion
Cellular component (GO): plasma membrane
Molecular function (GO): calcium ion binding
Source: RefSeq, a predicted model, not a curated record